AACGCCAGGGGCGGGGUCUCUGCGCCUGCGCAGUGGAGCUGGGCGCCCUCCGGGCUUGAGCUUCUGAGAGUCGGGUCCGGCGCGCGGGCUACCGGAUGGCGGAACCGCAGGCGGAGUCGGAGCCCCUACUGGGCCGGGCCCGCGGCGGUGGCGGCGACUGCCCGGCGGGGCUGACCACUUGCCGUAGCAUCCAAGUCGGCCCUGGUGCCGCGGCCAGGUGGGACCUCUGCAUUGAUCAGGCUGUGGUCUUCAUCGAAGAUGCUAUUCAGUACCGCUCCAUCAACCACCGGGUGGAUGCCAGCUCGAUGUGGCUUUACCGACGGUAUUACUCGAACGUGUGCCAACGGACUUUGAGCUUCACCAUCUUCUUGAUCCUGUUUUUGGCUUUUAUCGAGACCCCAUCCUCGCUCACCAGCACGGCGGACGUGCGCUACCGCGCUGCCUCCUGGGAGCCGCCCUGUGGCCUGACCGAGAGUGUCGAGGUGCUCUGCCUGCUGGUCUUUGCGGCUGACCUCUCUGUGAAGGGUUACCUGUUUGGGUGGGCCCAUUUCCAGAAAAACCUUUGGCUGCUGGGCUACCUCGUGGUGCUGGUGGUGUCUCUGGUGGACUGGACCGUGUCCCUGAGUCUUGUGUGUCAUGAGCCCCUGCGGAUCCGCCGGCUCCUCCGCCCCUUCUUCCUGCUGCAGAACUCCUCUAUGAUGAAGAAGACCUUGAAAUGCAUCCGCUGGUCGCUGCCGGAAAUGGCCAGCUGCUGCAGACUCCUGGGCGCUCCUGUCACCAAGCCCUGCAGGCAGGUCAGGUGUCCCUGCCUGUCCGCCCUCCUGGCCCAGGCUGAGUGCCGUGCUCUCCCCCAGCGUCGGGCUGCUGCUGGCCAUCCACCUGUGCCUCUUCACCAUGUUCGGGAUGUUGCUGUUCGCCGGUGGGAAGUGAUGAUUCCUGCGUAUUCCAAGAACCGGGCCUAUGCCAUCUUCUUCAUAGUCUUCACUGUGAUAGGAAGCCUGUUUCUGAUGAACCUGCUGACAGCCAUCAUCUACAGUCAGUUCCGGGGCUACCUGAUGCCUUCCUCUUUGCAGAAAUCUCUCCAGACCUCGCUGUUUCGGAGGCGGCUGGGAACCCGGGCUGCCUUUGAAGUCCUGUCCUCCAUGGUGGGGGAGGGAGGAGCCUUCCCUCAGGCAGUUGGAGUGAAGCCCCAGAACUUGCUGCAGGUGCUUCAGAAGGUCCAGCUGGACAGCUCCCACAAGCAGGCCAUGAUGGAGAAGGUGCGUUCCUACGGCAGUGUUCUGCUCUCAGCUGAGGAGUUUCAGAAGCUCUUCAAUGAGCUUGACAGAAGUGUGGUUAAAGAGCACCCGCCGAGGCCCGAGUACCAGUCUCCGUUUCUGCAGAGCGCCCAGUUCCUCUUUGGCCACUACUACUUUGACUACCUGGGGAACCUCAUCGCCCUGGCAAACCUGGUGUCCAUUUGCGUGUUCCUGGUGCUGUAUGCAGAUGUGCUGCCUGCUGAGCGUGAUGACUUCGUCCUGGGGAUUCUCAACUGCGUCUUCAUUGUCUACUACCUGUUGGAGAUGCUGCUCAAGGUCUUUGCCCUGGGCCUGCGAGGGUACCUGUCCUACCCUAGCAACGUGUUUGACGGGCUCCUCACCAUUGUCCUGCUGGUUUUGGAGAUCUCAACUCUGGCUGUGUACCGAUUGCCACACCCAGGCUGGAGGCCAGAGAUGCUGGGCCUGCUGUCGCUGUGGGACAUGACCCGCAUGCUGAACAUGCUCAUCGUGUUCCGCUUCCUGCGCAUCAUCCCCAACAUGAAGCCGAUGGCCGUGGUGGCCAGUACCGUCCUGGGCCUGGUGCAGAACAUGCGUGCGUUUGGCGGGAUGCUGGUGGUGGUCUACUAUGUAUUUGCCAUCAUUGGGAUCAACUUGUUUAGAGGCGUCAUUGUGGCUCCUCCUGAAAACAGCAGCCUGGCCCCUGCCAAUGGCUCGGCACCCUGUGGGAGCUUCGAGCAGCUGGAGUACUGGGCCAACAACUUCGAUGACUUUGCGGCUGCCCUGGUCACUCUGUGGAACUUGAUGGUGGUGAACAACUGGCAGGUGCUCCUGGAUGCGUAUCGGCGCUACUCGGGCCCGUGGUCCAAGAUCUAUUUUGUAUUGUGGUGGCUGGUGUCGUCUGUCAUCUGGGUCAACCUGUUUCUGGCCUUGAUUCUGGAGAACUUCCUUCACAAGUGGGACCCCCGCAGCCACCUGCAGCCCCUUGCUGGGACCCCGGAGGCCACCUACCAGAUGACCGUGGAGCUCCUGUUCAGGGAUAUUCUGGAAGAGCCCGGGGAGGACGAGCUCACGGAGAGGCUGAGCCAGCACCCGCACCUGCGGCUGUGCAGGUGACGUCCCGGCUGCCGUCCCAGCGGGGGCGGCGGGAGAGAGAGGCUGGCCUACACAGGUGCCUGUCAUGGAAGAGGCGGCCAUGCUGUGGCCAGCCAGGCAGGAAGAGACCUUUCCUCUGAUGGACCACUAAGCUGGGGACAGGAACCAAGUCUUUUGCGUGCGGCCCAACAACCAUCUACAGAACAGCUGCUGGUGCUUCAGGGAGGUGCCGUGCCCUCCGCGUUCUUUUAUAGCUGCUUCAGUGAGAAUUCCCUCGCCGACUCCACAGGGACCUUUCAGACAAAAAAGCAAGAAGCAGCGGCUCCCCCUGUCCCCUGCAGCUUCCGUGGUGCCUUUGCUGCUGGCGGCCCUUGGGGACCACAGGCCUGACCAGGGCCUGCACAGGUUAAACGUCAGACUUCAGGGGCAUUCAGGUGGGGAUGCUGGGGGUUUGACAUGGAGAGAACCUGGACUGUGUUUUAUGAUUUCGUGGCUUGUAUGAGUGUGACUGGGUGUGUUUCUUUAGGGGUCUGAUUGCCGGUUAUUUUCAUCAAUAAGUCUUGCAAAGAAUGGGAUUGUCAUUCUUCACUUCAGCACAGUUCUAGUCCUGCUUCUCUGGAGUAGGGUUGUUGAGUAAGGUUGCUUGGGUUGUGCACUGCACAAGGGCACAUGGCUGUGAGGCAUAUCCUGGCGGGGGGCUGUCUGCCUGCAGUGAGGGGCACCUUUUCUGUUUUGCUCAAAGGCAUGUAUAAGCCAAUGGUGGCCUUAUUUCCUGUGUCCUCAAGGUGUGUGGCAGGGGGUCUGGGGUGGGGAGGCAGGGCAAGCGAGCAGUGUGUGGAAAGCCUCGUUGUCACUUGAUCCGUGCCAGGUCCGGAUCAGGUGCCAACCCACGCCCCCUUUCUGCUGAGGUUUGGGUGCCAUCUAGUGGUGGGUUGGGAUUUGGUUGACUACUUUUAAGGCAAGGUGGACCCAGCAACUCCCAGAAACAACUCCAGGGACACCGCUCCCCGUCACAUUCCACACUGAGCCUGGUGCCCGGUCUGUGCCCGAGCUCAGCGGGAGCAGGAAGGGAUGGGCCCUGCCAGGGUUGCCCCUGCACUGUGCAUCCUCGCCUGGGAGGCACAAGUUCUUUCGUCUGCUUUUCCUUCAGAGGUGCUGAGCCCACGCCAUAGCCCCUGUGGGAUGGUGGGGCAGGGGGCGACCCGAACAACAGUGCGGUCGGUAUUGAGAUUAGGGAGAGGAGCAAGUCCAAGGAGAAGGUCAUGAGUUUCUUUUUACUCACGUAGAAUAAUAACAACAAUGACAAUAUGGAAACCACCGCAAACUUGGAGAAAAUUGCAAGUACAGUAAAGAGAAGCUUCCUUCUGAGUCACUUGAGUGGUUGCCGUUCUGGCCCUGCACCCUCUGUGCUUUGGGACGGCGUCCAACCCGCAUUCGCGUCAGGAGUGAGUCGCACGUGGCUUUGUGGUCAUGGCGACUUAAUCCGCCUGGACGGUGGCUCCGUCUCCCUGGGCUUAGACGACCUUGGCACCUCUGGAGAUAAGCCCGUGGCUCCCAGGUUGUGUUCAUGUGAUGUUUCCUCGUGGUAGGUUCUGGGUCUGCGUUUUGUCUAGGAGUGUCACAGGAUGGACACUGCCUCCUGGCAGGGGCUGCCCAAAUGCAGUUAGCCUCCUGCUGGUGUUCUCUCUUGUUGCUUGGUGAAGGUAGCCCCGGUCAGCUUCUCCACUGCCCAGUAAACGACCCUUUUGUAAUGAAUGAGUGGGGAGGUAGUGUGAAGCGAUGUCAAUAUCCCAUCCCUGUCAAACUGCCUUUACUUUUUCCUUCCUUCCUUGCUCCCACCUGUGUGCAUCUUGGUCCCUUCUUGUAUUCAGGGCUGUGGUCUGUUAUGGUGUUUACUCUCAGGCUCAGGUCCUGCUUGUUUGGCCCGUGGGAGGCCCUUCUUCUGCCUUUGUGUUUUUUUGUUAUGUACCUACAGUUCUUUAGCUGUUUCUUUACUUUCUGGUGCAAAAAGAUGUUCAAGCCUUAUUUUAUAUCUGCCUGCCCCUUUCUCUUUCAUUUAUUGGAGUGAGCCAUGGCUCUAAGGAGCCCUGUUCCUUUGAAUGGAGAGUAGCAUCAGGAACCAGGAUGUGGGUGCGAGGGGUGCUCCUGGCUGUUGUGGAUUGCUGCGCCCGGGAGCUCUUAGUGGACAGAGCUAGAGGAUAUGUGCACAUACUUCCAUCUCACUCUCUCUCAUCUAUUCACAGCUGGGAAUGACACUAAUACCUCCGAUUUCAGCCCAGCACCACAGGGUACGUUCCAGCUUUCUCUCUUUCCAUAGUUGUAAGGCCCUUUCGGGGAAUGGUUCUCAUUCUCCUUAAUCUACUAUUGGGUCAGUUUUCCUGCAUGUCACCAGCCUCCCAUCACUGCCACCCACUCCCCACAGAGAGGCCCUGCUCAUCUGACUGGGGCUUUGACUCCUCCCACACUGUGUGCCUCUCUUGUGUGGAUGCCCUCCUGCCAAAACCUCCAGCAAACAGCUUUCCAAAUGGAAGUUGUCACUGUCAGGGCCUUUACAAUCAGGAACAGCAAAAUCUACGUGCUGCUGAGGGUCCUGGCUUGUUAAAAUGCAAUAAAUAUGCAAGUACAUAAAAACAGCAAUAGAAGAAAUGUAAUGCUUAAUUCUCAAAUAUGAUGUCUGCAUAGAAAAGCCAAAAUUAUUAAGAAUAGUAAGAAUUCAGCACAGUUGUUUGCUAUGAGAUUUAAAAAGUUUUUACUUUAUUACUUAUUCAUUUAUUUAUUUUAGGGUCUUGCUCUGUUAACCAGGCUGGAGUGCAGUGGUGUGUCAUGGCUCACUGCAGCCUCCAACUUGUGGGCUCAAGCAGUCCUCCUACCUCGGCCUCCUGAGUAGCUGUGACUACAGGCACAUGCCACCAGCUCUGGCUAAUUGUUUUAUUUCUUGUAGAGAUGGAGUCUCUCUAUGUUGCCCAGGCUAUUCUUGAAUUCCUAGGCUCAAGUGAUCCUCCCACGUUGGCCUCCCAAAGUGCUGAGAUUACAGGUGUGAGUCACUGCACCUGGCCUGCCCUGAGAUUAUAUACUGAAAUCCAUUGCUUUUCUAGAUACUAGCAAUAAGCUUAUAAAUUAUAUUCAAGGAUUCAGUUAUAUUCAUUUUUUAAAAGAUAUUUAAGUAAGAUUAAAAAUUCUUAAGGUUUCUAAAAAUAAAUGGAAGGAAAGAUAUUCAAGGCCUUUAUACAAGAAAACUAUAAAACUUCAUUAAAGCCCAUGACUGUAGAUACAAGUAAA
Molecule: messenger RNA, 5630 nt
Organism: Pongo pygmaeus (Bornean orangutan)
Lineage: Eukaryota; Metazoa; Chordata; Mammalia; Primates; Hominidae
Gene: TPCN2
Product: two pore segment channel 2
Exons: 24
Coding region: 96-2372 (758 amino acids)
Biological process (GO): monoatomic ion transport; transmembrane transport; endocytosis involved in viral entry into host cell
Cellular component (GO): lysosomal membrane
Molecular function (GO): ligand-gated sodium channel activity; intracellularly phosphatidylinositol-3,5-bisphosphate-gated monatomic cation channel activity; voltage-gated channel activity
Source: RefSeq, a predicted model, not a curated record